Molecule: messenger RNA, 639 nt
Organism: Microstroma glucosiphilum
Lineage: Eukaryota; Fungi; Basidiomycota; Exobasidiomycetes; Microstromatales; Microstromataceae
Product: cleavage and polyadenylation specificity factor, 25 kDa subunit
Exons: 4
Coding region: 1-639 (212 amino acids)
Cellular component (GO): mRNA cleavage factor complex
Molecular function (GO): mRNA binding
Source: RefSeq, a predicted model, not a curated record
AUGACCUCUCCAACCAUCCUGCUCCGCCCCCUCUCCUCUUACACUUUCACCACCAAAUCCGCCCAACCUGAAGAAGAUCCAUCCGUCUCUGCACGUUUACAACGUUUACAGAAUCAAUAUGAGGAUUUUGGAAUGAGGAGGACGGUUGAGAGUGUUUUGCUUGUGCAUGAACAUGGACAUCCUCAUGUUUUGAUGAUACAGAUUGCUUCUGCAUUCUUCAAGCUUCCCGGCGACUACCUCCGUCCAGGGGAAGACGAGCUCUCUGGUCUUUCCUCCCGCCUCGACUCUCGUCUUCAACCUACACCCGAAGAACCUCAAUCCUACGGUCCUUCUGGUGAAGGAAGAGAUCAACCUGAUGAUCAAUGGGAAAUUGGAGAUUGUUUAGCAACUUGGUGGAGACCUGGAUUUGAGACUUAUAUGUACCCUUAUGUACCUGCGCAUAUUACCAAGCCAAAGGAGUGUAAGAAGUUGUUCUUGGUGCAGAUGCCACCUGGUAAAGUCCUCGCGGUCCCCAAGAAUAUGAAACUCCUAGCCGUACCCCUCUUUGAACUCUACGACAACUCAAAUCGAUAUGGACCACAGCUGUCUGCUAUUCCGCACUUGUUGUCGAGGUAUAACUUUAUUUAUUCGGAUGUAUAA